AGAAAAGUAGUUUAAUUACAGCCCAUACGAGCAAACACUUGCAGCUCGAGUCCCAACUUUGGUCACGUGUGUUGUUGUUGCUGCCUGGUGACGUCAGCGGUCGAAGGACCCAGGUUAAAGAGCCAAGAUGGCGGCUACGGCCGGAGUGGGGCGUCCGGAUCGGGCAUCUGUCCGCCGCUGAGCGUCCCUCACACCUCUCAAUACAUCUCCUCUCCGCCACCAACCCCCGUCCCCUUGUCAUUUGCGUCCACUCUCCGCGGGGUUAUUAUUAUGCCUUGUUCCCGAGGCCGGGUCCCGUCUGCAGAAUGCUGCGUUCCACCGAAUUUUUCCGCAGCAUCGAGUGCCCUUUCUACGGCGCCGGCGGUGGCUGCAACCGGCCCUACUGUCACUUCAGGCACCGCCACCAGAGGCCGAGGGAGAGGCAGCCGGCCGACGAUCAGCCUCUAGCAGCCGACCGAGAACCUGGGUAUGAUCCUUACAAUCCAGAACUUCCUAAGGGUUCAUCUAGAAAUGGAGAAGAGAUCUCAGGUGACCUUACAGAAUCUAGUUCUCUAGAGUUGGAACUUGUCAACAAAGCAAUAGAGGCUGUUAAGAAUGAGGUUGAACAAGAACAGAAAAAACUGUCAAGAUAUGAGGACCUUCUUAAUACAGAAGAAGAGUCUGUCCUUUCAGCGUCAUCUACGCAAAAGACAAUUAGUGAAAUCAAGAACUGCACAGAGAUUUUGCCUAAUGAAGAUAAGUUGAUAGGUUCUUUAGAAUAUAGUCCAAAUAAUUACCACCUAAAUAGUAAUAUAGAAUACACCCCUACUCCACUUUCUGUUACUGCCUCUUCCAGUAAAUAUACGUUGGAUACAGACGAUGAAGCUGAUGCAAGAGUUAAUUCUUUGAAAUAUGUCCCAACGCUUGUGACAAAGCCAGUCAAAAAUGCUGCCUCUGCAUCCGGUAGUAAAUACGUAAUUGACAACACCAAGCCAUGCACUGACCUAGAGUAUGAUCCUUUGCUGAACUAUUCAGCCCGGCUGAUUAAAAGAAAGAUAAAGGAACAUGGGACCAAAAGGCCCAGAGGGAAUGCCUUGGAGGAGCCUUAUACACCUUCAGCGAAGAAGCAUUGCCAUCACUUGAAAUCAAGCAGCUAUGACAUGGAUGCAGAGUUCUCUGACUCUGGAGAUGAACUAAAUAAUAACCAUCAACAAUGUUAUGGUGAAAAUAAGUCAGAUCUAUUGUCUCUAAAAGCAAAACACCUAAAAGAACAGUCCGUAAAAGAAAAUUGCAAUCAAUAUGAUGUAGAUGUUAGCGGUCUUGAUAGCAAAAAAGAGGACAGAAGGAAACAGAAGUUAAAAUCCACCAGUCAAUCCUCUAAAAUUUCACAUUACAGCAAGGAAGAACUUGAAAGAGGAUGCAAAGAGAAAAAGGAUAAAGAUGGUGGCACAGAUGAUUCAAAAGUGAAGGCCAGAAAGGUUAAAGUUGAUGACGUUAAAAGUAAAUCACCCCACCCACAGAAAGUUGGUCAUAAGGAAAAAAUAAAAUGUGCAAAAGAAACUGUAGAAACUAGGCGAGAAAAACAAGGGGAGAAGUUGAAAGCCAGAAAGAAUGGUGAUAAUACAUUUGUUGAAAAGAAACACAAAGAUUCUGGAAAAAAUGAAACCAAAGAAGAAAAGCAAAGAAUUAAAAUUGAUGAAAGUCCUAGUAGAAAAAUGGGUAAAACAAAGGUGAACAAAUUGGAUGGGGUAAAAAAUGAAAACAAAUCCAAGUUUAGAUCAGGCAGUUUUUCAGAUAGUUUAGGAAAAGUCAAAUGCCAUGAUGACAAGCUCGUAACAAGUCAGAAAUUUGACAAAAAUAACAAUGACGCAAAAUGUAAAACAUUGAUACAUAAAAAUGGGGCUCGUUUAGACAGUAAAAUCAAAGACGAGUCAAAAUCUGUGAAAGAUAAAGCAAAAGAUAAAGCAAAAGGCCAAGGCAAGAAAUUGAAGCCAGGAUUGACAAAGCGAACUCUCAGUCACACAGACUUAUUUGGUGAUGACAGCAGUAAUGAUGAAAGCACUGUUAAACCUGACACUGCAGUGAAUUAUGAGUCUGAUAGAAAUCCACAAGUCAACACCAGUUCCAGUGAAGAUGAAACCGAGGGAAGUAUUGAACAAACAGCCUUUUCUUCUGAGGACGAUAUCGAUUAUCUCGGUUUAGAAAAAGACUUUGAAUUUGAAUCUGAUCCUAUGGAGGAAUGUCUAAGGAUUUUUAAUGAGUCUAACGAAGUAAAGAAUGAAGAUAAGGGCAGAAUUUCAAAACAGAUAGUUGAGAAAAGUAAAGAAGAAAAUGAGUCGAGUCUAACUACACUUUUUCCAGGGCAGAAAAGAAGAAUUUCACAUGUUUCAAAGCAAGAAAACGUGGAACCUGCCAAACCAGUUAUCCGUCCUUUUCGUAGACUUACUGCCCAAGAGGUUUGUUAUCAGCGGAGUCUGAUGGCACAACAGCAGGCCGCACAGCUUGCUGAAGUGGAAAAAUCAGUUAGUGCAUUUUUCAAUCGAGGGAAGAAGACGAGAAUUGCGCACAAGCCAAAGACAGAGAUUAUAUCAUCGGCUAAUGAAUCUCCAUUGAAGCAGAACACAGAACCAAUAAAGAGAACUAUAUGUCCUAAUGGUCCACAAAACAGCACCCCUGGGUUAAAACCUCAUACUGCUAUUGGCAUGGCAUCAAAAACUGUAUCUACUAUAGCACAGAAGAGGAUAGCUCAUACUCCUACUGUGAAGUCAAGCCUGAAGAGACCCACAAUUCCUACAGAAUAUGGCUCAAAAGUUCCAACAAACGUGAGACAACGAUACCUGAAUGUCUUCAUCGAUGAAUGUUUGAAAACCUGUGAAUCUGAACAAAUGGCCUAUGACAAGGCCUUGAGUGAAGAAAGUAUAGUGUAUCAACGAAGCACCAGCAGAACAGUGUACCUGAAUGUGGCUGUAAACACCUUAAAGAAGUUGAGGAGCCAAAGCAAUGCCAAGCCAACACCUACAAGAAAGACAACUAUUGUAUCUACAAACAAGAAGGUACAGUCACAUGAAGCAGUGCUUGGGGGAAAAUUGGCCACGAAGACAAGUUUCACUCUGAAUAGAUCUGGAAAGCAGCAAGAUGUUAAUCUGAGAGGUGCUGUGUUAUACAACAGAUUAAGUGAGUAUAUUUUAACUGAAGAACAAUUGCAGGAAAAUUGUUAUCCAAGGCCUCAUCCAGACAAACCAGGUGUUGCAGUGAUCUUUAACCAGACUGAGAAAAAGAAUAAUGUUGACCCUUCAAUAAGGACCUGUUGUCGUUGUGGAGCUGAAUAUGCUGUUUCCCUUAGUGGGAACUGUAUUCGGAAAGAGGAGUGUCACUAUCACUGGGGACGGAUGCGUCGUCAAAAAGUACCUGGUGGUUGGGAAACACAGUACACCUGCUGUGCAGGAGCAGUGGGAUCUCCAGGCUGCCAAACGGCAAAGCAACAUGUUCAGGAUGGUCGCAAGGAAAACUUAGCUGGCUUUAUGAAGACCUUCGAAAAAGCAAUGCCACCAGAUGAAAACCCGGGUGUCUUUGCUCUGGAUUGUGAAAUGUGCUACACAAAGCAAGGCUUGGAGCUGACCAGGUUGACUGUUAUAGACUCUGAUCUAAAGGUGGUGUAUGAUACAUUUGUCAAACCAGACAAUAAGGUCAUUGAUUACAACACCAGAUUUUCUGGAGUAACAGAGGAGGAUAUGGCAAACACAACAAUCACUAUCCGUGAUGUACAGGCAGUAUUACUGAAUAUGUUCAGUGCUGCCACCAUAUUAAUUGGGCACAGCUUGGAAAGUGAUUUAUUUGCACUAAAGCUUAUACAUAGCACAGUGAUUGAUACAGCGAUUGUGUUUCCACAUCGGCUGGGAUUGCCAUAUAAAAGAGCACUGAAAAAUUUAAUGGCAGACUACCUCAAGCGCAUUAUCCAGGAUAAUGUUGAAGGUCAUGAUUCCAGUGAAGAUGCUUGUGCCUGUAUGGAACUAAUGAUCUGGCGAAUAAAAGAAGAUGCAAAACUAAGAAGAUGACAUCUUCUGUGUCCAUUUUUGUCAUGCAUGUAAAGAAAUAACAUUUCAACAAGAUUCAUAAUGAGUAUGAAGUGAUAGGGAUGUUACGAUUUGUAGGAUUUUUGAAAAACUAAAGGCAAAGUUUGGCUGUUUUUUUAGAAAGAAAAAAACGCAAUCUGAUUCAAAAUUGCCUUUUUGUUUACAGUAUUUAUUUGGUUUUGUACAUGCAGUAAUCUUUUCAGAAAAAUUGCCAUGCCCGUUGUAAAUGUUUAAUUACCACAGUUCAACUACGUAGUAUCAUGACAUUUCUGUGUAAUGGCAUUCCAAGAAACGCAGUCAAUCUUGCGGCAGCUGUUGUCUAACUCGAAUGCGCCAAAAGCUAGUGAGUGGCUUUUUUAAAGUCAGAUUAAAGAAACUAAUGGAAUUUUGACCCAAAGCAAAUAUGCUUUUUCCUACCUUUUUGUUUCCUUUCCUGAGUUUAGUGAAUAAUCUGGUAUCCAGUGCCGAAUAAAAAUUAAAGGUAUGAUUCUUUUGUAUGUAGUGCCUGCUCAAUAACGUUUUCUAUCUGCCGCACAUGGUUCUUCAAAACUGUCUUAAAAGGAUGGAAUAGUGUGUUAUCUUUUAUAUCUAGUGUUGCGUUAUACUUGGGAUAUAGAAACUUACUGAGUUCUUCGGGCAUCUCUUCCUCACUCCUUUCCAAUUUUCUACCAAAAGGCAGAAUAGACUUACACAUUUUUUCUUUUAACUUUGUUUUGAUUAAUCAUCAUCUCACCUCUGAUACCUUUUUAAUUGGCUUUAAGGGUCCAUUAUCAGAGAAGUAUAGACCAAGCAAGGUACACGGUCUCCCUAUUUCAUUGGAUAUAUAACUGCCUAAUUUGAUACCAAACUUCAAAUUGUACUGGCUAAUAUUCUUUGUUACUAGAUUGAUCUUUUGUGUGCAUUUUCUUGUACUGUAAUUUAAUUUUUAUCAUGCCAACUGUUGCAUUGGAAGUGGAAAAAUUAUUUGAGAGUAUCUAAUGAAUACAUAAUUCUUAAACGUGAUGCAUUGUUUUCCUAACCUGUGUACAAUAGAAAUGCUCCCCAAUCCGAUCACAGUGCGCUUUUAAAAGGAUUAACGAAAUUGUUACAUAUAAGUGUUUAUACUCAAAAUAUCAGCUGUUUUUUUUAAUAGCUCAACAUUGUUCAUCAAUGCUAAUGUCUUUAUUUUUAAAAUGAAUACUGCUUUUAUAUGCAGAGUAUUUGAUGGGUUGGAUUUCCUUAAGAAAACUCCAAGGUUGGCAGUAGACACUUGCUAUACUGAAUAUUCAAAUAGAACUGUAGUUGCACUUGCAGUUUUUGUACAGUAGUGUUCCUGUCCUGACUAGUUUUGUUUUUUGAGUAAGUUGUAUAAAUAGUUUAGAUUCAGAUUUAUUUAUCACAUGUACAGCAUGUUGAAGCACAUAGUGGAAUGCAGAAUCUCUCAUGUUUAUUCAGUGAAAUGCAUCGUUUGCAUUAACAACCAACACACCUAAGGAUGUUCUGGGGGCAGCCCACGAGUGUCACCUCACAUUCUGGCAUCUACAUAGCAUACCCACAAUGCUUAGAAUUGUUUACACUUAUACUUUAAUUUAAUAUUUAAUGAUUGAAGCUAGGUGAAAGCAGUUUGUGAGUAUCACUGGAAUCCAAGAUUGUUCAUGGAGCUGCUAAAAUUCAUUAUAUACAAGAUCACUUGGUGUAAAGGAGUCUUUUACCUUCAAACAAUAAUUUUUGUUAGUUAUGGAUCUGCACAAUAAGGUGGAAAGGUAGUCUUAAUAUUACCUUGGAUAGCUGUAUCAUGGAGCAAAAUGGGCUGGUGUCUCAAAUGGAAUUUCAUUAACAAUAAAAAGAACAUUUCAUUACUUAAUAUUACUGUGGACUUAUUGAAAGUUAGUUGAAUGCUAAUCAGAGUGGGAUAGAUCCAUACUGGAAGUAUUUAGUGAUUAGUUCCUAGGCAAGGCCAAAUUGAUGAACUUCAGUGAGUGGAAAUGUGAAUAGUACAGCUGGUCUCUGAGGUAUUUGGAGAAGAGUCAGCUCAUCUACUCUCUAUCCAAUCAGUGUAUGUGUAAGGGGAAAUGGUAAAGAUCACUCUGGGUUACUAGAGAGCUCUAGCAUACUGCAAACAAUGCCAAAAGAAGCUAGUGACUUCAGGUCAAAAGAGUUAACUAAAGCAGGGGUCCCCAACCUUUAUUGCACCGCGGAACAGUUUUAUAUUGACAAUAUUCUUGCGGACUGGCGGACGGGGGGCGUGGGGGGGGUGUUCAAGUUCAACAGUGGGCGUGACAGGGAAUGAGGAAAGGUGCAGCUGACUCGUAUCGUUUCAUAUCGCCAAAUCAUAUCGUUUCCACACAGCCCGAUAGGACAUGCUUUGCGGCCUGGUACUGGUCUGCGGCCUGGUGGCCACUGGACUAAAGGACAAUAAAUAAAUCUGUUAUCCAGUUUUUUUGAAGAUGGUACUUAAUUUUUAUGAGUCUUUGAAUAGAAACACAAGAAGUUGCAUUUGCUGGAAUCUGGUGGUUUGUUAAUCUGUUCUGAUUACCUUGAUAAGUUAUUGUGUUAAACCAAAUUAUUUUCACAGAGCUUCUUAACUGCUUAGCAGACAAAGGUGCCAUUUGCCAUGGUCUAAUGCUGAUCAGAAAUCUCUGUUCUUUCCUGGUUUGAGCAGAGUGACUCAUCUCAGGACAAUCGUUUGCGGCAUCAUAAUUUGCCUUGUUCUUUUCCUUAACCUAAAGACUUUAUCUUGCUGUGCAUGGUUGCUCUUCUGUAGGAGCUGCUGCUGUUUGUGGUAGGGUAUGGUGGGGGUACAUCUUCACUCAGGAAUUUGCAAUUCGCUGCAGCAGGAGUAGAGGAAGACUGUUCAUGUUUAAUUUUAUUGAGUGUACAGCUUCAGCUGCAAAUAAAUAUACCUUCAUUGGCUAAGCUUCAUCUUUUGACACUUUCGAAAAGGUUAGAGGCCACAGAGAUGGAAUAGCAAAGUAAUUUUUAAAUAUAUCCUCACAGCCCUGUUAGCAAUAAUUGUCCAGCUUUUUAACUGAAUAACCCCAAGUUUUAAUAUAUUGAAUUAUUAGUUACUGUGAAGGUUAAGCUAUUAUACAAGGGAACUAAUUCUGAAUCUCUGCUUCUGCCAGUAUUCACCACCUUUCUUGAUUUUUAGACUACUUAAUUGAAUAAGUCACUUCAUGAUGGCAGAACAGUCCAUUAAAGGACAAAGCAAACGCUGAUCUGCAGAGUUGCUUCCCUUGCUCACUGUUGGAGUGAGUGAGUGUUCAGACAAUCUUUACUGUCCUAAAAGUAUGGGCUCUGACUUUAGUUGGAAACUUUGGGUCAAAAUAAAGAAAGAAGCACAUUCAGUAAACUUGAGUUGUAACUGCUAACAAAAUUAGUAAGUUUGGAGAAGAAGAAAGAUUUUCUCAAGGUUGUUUGGUUUAACUACCAUAAGACCAAUAGUAAAUCGACAAGUUUCACUAAACAUGUACAAAAGAUCAAAAUAUUUGCAACCAUGAUCUAUUGAGUAAUUUUAAAAAUCUAAAUAAUUACCAAAGCAAUUUACUACUUAAUAUGAUUAAUGUGCUACAUAUUAUUUGUUGUUUGACUUUAAUAGAUGUAAAGAGCUAAGGUUCUUCAUGAAAGUAAUUCUGUGAUGGUUGAGCAUUGGUCUGUGAACCAGAAUGAUGUUGAACCUUAAAUGUUCCUUAACAAUGCAAAUAGUAAAUUUUGUAAAGACUUGGUAUUAAAAGGAUGUAAUUCCUCAAUUUUUGUGGCUGUUCCCUCAGCAAAAAAUAAUUAUGCUAAUAAUUUUAAAAUGUGAUAAGUUUAAAUAUAUUACUGAAAUUUUAAGCCAACCUUGCACAUUGGAUAAAAAACUAAACUUGUGUAUAAACAUUACUAAGAGCUAUGACUAUACAAAACAUAUA
Mobula hypostoma (lesser devil ray) is the source of this 7942-nucleotide messenger RNA. RefSeq names its product REX1, RNA exonuclease 1 homolog (gene rexo1). Gene Ontology annotation, molecular function: exonuclease activity; nucleic acid binding. The record is from RefSeq and is a predicted model, not a curated record. Gene Ontology annotation, cellular component: nucleus. The coding region runs from base 306 to 4034 and encodes 1242 amino acids. NCBI's taxonomy places the organism in Eukaryota, Metazoa, Chordata, Chondrichthyes, Myliobatiformes, Myliobatidae. The transcript is spliced from 16 exons.